Molecule: messenger RNA, 981 nt
Organism: Panicum virgatum (switchgrass)
Lineage: Eukaryota; Viridiplantae; Streptophyta; Magnoliopsida; Poales; Poaceae
Exons: 1
Coding region: 249-596 (115 amino acids)
Biological process (GO): negative regulation of cell population proliferation
Source: RefSeq, a predicted model, not a curated record
ACUUGUGACUUCCUUCCCCCGGCCGCCCCAUACUCGCCUCCUCUCCUUCGAUUCAUCCACUGCUCCGGCCUCCUCCUCAUUCAUUCAUUCAUUCUCGUACCAUCGAGCGCUCGCACGCUCUAUAAAUCUAGCUAGAAGAGAGGGAGCUAGGCUGUACCACUGGCCACAUCUCUAGCUCAAGUCACCCGAUAGCACCGCACACCACAGCAGAUUGAGCAGAGCAGAGAGCCAGAGAGCAGAGGAGGAGGAUGGAUCCGCCCGGCGGGGACGACAAGUACUGGAAGCUGUCCAAGAAGGGGCGGAGCAGAUCCGGCAGGCCGCACGCCAUGGAUGCCGCCGGCACCAGCACCAUGCUCAGCCGGAGCUACUCGGCCAGCGUGAGCAGCACCAGGACUGCCACCACCAGCAGCAGCUCGUCCUCUUCCUCUUCUUCUUCUUGUCCACAAGCACAAGCACAACAACAGCAGCAAGGAGCUGGGCAGCAGUCGUCGCGGCUGUCCAAGAAGAAGUGCGUGGAGGCGGUCAAGGAGCACCGGGCGCGCUUCUACAUCGUCCGCCGAUGCGUCUCCAUGCUCGUCUGCUGGCGCGACCACUAGCCGGCCGUACGUAGACAAUGCAAUCAGAUAGACCUAGCUAGCUAGCUGUACUACAAGUAAUAGUGACUAGUAGAAUAUAAUCCUCCAUGGAGGUUCCAUUUUUUCUUCUUCAAUUCCUACCUGAAUCGGAUCGGACUAGUGUUUUUUCCUUGUUUCUUUGGCCGGUUAAUUAAUUAAUUUGUGUAUGUACAUAUAGUAAGUAUAUAUAUACUAGUAUUAUAGAGGAAUCAUAUAUCCAUACAUCCAUCCAAGGGGAGCUAAGCUAGCUAGCUGAUGGAAUACAUUACAAUAGCUGGCAGCAAAGAUAUAUAUGAUCCAUCUAUCUUAGUAGUUUUGAUCCCCUUGGACUGGACUGGAUAUAUCUAUAUAUCCUUUUCUUUCUUUU